GGGGCUGUCGCUGCUCCGUCUCAAAAGAUACGUCAAAAAGUAUUUGUAUCUGCUGCGAGUUGGAUGUAUCCAUCGUUGUCGCCGGCUGGUAUAUUGGCGUCCGAGCCGCGCGUAUCUGCGGAUCUUUAUCCGGAUUAUAGUUAGUUUGUUUUACUAAAUUAGUGAAAGCAUCUCAGAGCUAGCUGGACUGCAGUUAGGCUGACUUGGUUUAAAAAAAACCGAACAAUUCUGGUAGAUACGCGGAUGAAAUAAAAAGAACACAAGCCUAUUCCUCUCGCGUCCGCUCAACGAAAAUAAUAAUAGAUAAAGAAAAACCGAAGAAAUAAUUACGAAAAUGCGCCAAGAAAAUUAAAAAUCACAGAUAUAUCCAUCCGAUCGUACUACUAGGCGAGGAGAGUAUCUGAUUGUUUAUUUAUGUUGUGUAUGUGUGAGUGUGGGCCCCAAACAGCUGUUUGUGCAGAAAGAAAAGAAAAGCAACAACCGCAAGUAUCUCGAGUGUUGAAUAAAUUUCGUCAGCAGUCCCCACAAUAAAGAGUUCGACUCCCCAGCCGCCUAGCCGCCCACCCCAGUUCCCCAGUUCACGAACCACACCCGCUCGGAUGAGCGAUUCUGAUUGAAUCGGCGACAGAACAACCUGCGAAUCAACCGCCUGCGUCAUGUUUUUGCGGGAAAUGCUCCUCCUGGCCGGCCUGGUGCUGCUGCUCGGAGGCCUACCGCACCUCACGUCCACCACGACCACCACCACCCUGGUGGCCGCCAUGUCCAUUGCCAACCAGGACCUGGAGCGCUACUUUAGGCCGGCCAACGCCACACACACCUUUGCCGGCAUGGAGGAGCGGAUCGCCGUGGACUUCUACAACUAUGCCUUCCUCAACUGGUCGUACCUGGACCACGGAAACACGAUCUGUGAGACCGACUUUCCCCAGGAGCAGGCCCGCUACGGAGAGGGCCGUGUGCUAAACGUAACCGGCCGCCUGGUCCACAUCAGCACCACGGAGAACGUCAGCGACGACUACGCCUGCACUCCCUACAUUAGGGGCACCAUGGGAGCACCCACACCCGAAAAGGGUGUCACCUGGAUAGCGCUGGUCCGACGCGGCCGCUGUACCUUCGAGGAGAAGGUCAAGCACGUCUACCAGCAGAACGCCGCCGGGGUGAUCAUCUACAACGACAAGCAGGUGAUGCAGCUGGAGAAGAUGCAGAUCAAGGGCAAGACACGCAACAUUGCCGCUGUGAUAACCUACCAAAACAUUGGCCAGGACCUGGCCAUGACGCUGGACAGGGGCUUCAAUGUGACGCUCUCCAUCAUCGAGGGACGUAAGGGUGUACGGACAGUCAGUAGUUUGAAUCGAACUUCCGUGCUGUUUGUGUCCAUAUCCUUCAUUGUCCUGAUGAUUAUAUCCCUGGUCUGGCUCGUCUUCUACUACAUCCAACGCUUUCGUUACAUGCAAGCUAAGGAUCAGCAAUCGCGGAAUCUGUGCUCGGUGACCAAAAAGGCCAUCAUGAAGAUUCCCACAAAGACGGGAAAGAUCAGCGACGAGAAGGAUGUCGACAGUGACUGCUGUGCCAUAUGCAUCGAAGCCUACAAGCCUACGGACACCAUUCGGAUCCUGCCCUGCAAGCACGAGUUCCACAAAAACUGCAUCGAUCCGUGGCUCAUCGAGCACCGCACCUGCCCCAUGUGCAAGCUGGACGUGCUCAAGUUCUACGGCUAUGUGUUUCUGGGCAGCGAGGAGAGUAUCCUAGAGUACCAGCCCGAUCCGCCCGAGGCGGUGGUGGCGACGCCAGCCACUGCCCCAGAGUCAGGGGUGUCUGCUCCGGCUACGUCACGCGCCCUGGCGGAUCUCAUCCAGAGCCGUGACUUUGUGAUUGACUUUCCGCGCGUCUUUGUCCUGGACAGCGGCAGUGUGGUGGGCGCCCGGGACGUGCUCUUCCCGGACAGGCUGCCGGAACGGUCGCAGAGCUCCUUGUCGCUGAGGCAGGCCCGCGACUGGAUGAGCCUCAUGAGCAACAAGCUGGAGGAGCAGCAGGGGCUGCGGCGUCUGCGCAAGGAUGAAAUGCAGCAGCAACUCCUUACUGCCCGCGACUCAGCGCGACACCGUCGGUCGCGUUCGGCGGAUGGACGCUAUUCCACUGGCUGCUUUGGUGGCCGCCAGCGGCAGGCAACUGCUUCAGGGCAGCCGCAGCUCCAGCCGGAGGCAACCCAAGUACGUCGCACCAGCUCCACUCAGGCGCUGCAGCAGCUGACCGACGCCUCCUAUGCCCAAUCCCGGCAGCGGCAGCGUGAGACCUUCGACUUUGCCAGGACACGAAGGCGGUUCAUGAGGCGCGAGAGCGACGAGAUUUCCUUGCGCUCGUUGCCGCGACGAGGGGCUGGGCAUCCACCGCCUCCACCGCCGCCACAGAGGGGACGGGAGGUGGCAGGAGGAGCAGCGGCCUCCAACGACCAGGUCACCAUUCAAAUAAACGGCGAGGGGGUUGACCUGAACGAGUGAUAGCUAACGCUUACUUCCUUAUUCUCAAAUAUGUUACAAUAUAUAAAUAAAUGAAUAAAUAUUUUAGAAAUUAAAUAUAAA
Molecule: messenger RNA, 2576 nt
Organism: Drosophila bipectinata
Lineage: Eukaryota; Metazoa; Arthropoda; Insecta; Diptera; Drosophilidae
Gene: gol
Product: ring finger protein goliath
Source: RefSeq, a predicted model, not a curated record